This is a messenger RNA of Theileria parva strain Muguga, 513 nucleotides long. RefSeq lists its product as uncharacterized. NCBI's taxonomy places the organism in Eukaryota, Apicomplexa, Aconoidasida, Piroplasmida, Theileriidae. The record is from RefSeq and is a predicted model, not a curated record. The transcript has 2 exons. The coding region runs from base 1 to 513 and encodes 170 amino acids.
AUGGGAAAGGUUGAGGUUUGGGAACUUAGGGAGAGCUCUUCUGAAAAUUUAUACUACGAAGAGUCUGAAAGUUCCUACGUAGAACGAGUAACAGAUGAAACAGAUGAGGAGAGAGCAGUGGACCUGUUUGAGACCGAUUACACAAGACUAAGAGGCUCAGAUUCCGAGAAUACUGAGGAGGAGUCUGAGUUUGAAAGUGAGGAGUCAGUUUCUGAAGAUUCUGACAAUGAGCAACGGGAACAGUUUAAUUUACUUCAGUAUUUCAGGCAGUACAGUCAGCAGAGUGGCAAGUUUUACGAUUUCGACCGUGCUCCUAGACACUGGAACGGCGUCUUUUACAUCACCUCUGCGCAUAAUUUAGAGUCUGUGGCUCAGAAUUUCUUUUACUACAUUGAAAUUGGCCGAAUUAAUCCCAACGCCCAGUCGAGGUAUAGUAAAAAAAUUUAUACUCCGCUGUAUACCCUGGGACCUGGAGAAAGUAUGACAUUGUCCAGCCCAAGUAAGAUAAUUUAG